Molecule: messenger RNA, 1476 nt
Organism: Diceros bicornis minor
Lineage: Eukaryota; Metazoa; Chordata; Mammalia; Perissodactyla; Rhinocerotidae
Gene: KRT39
Product: keratin 39
Exons: 7
Coding region: 1-1476 (491 amino acids)
Molecular function (GO): structural molecule activity
Source: RefSeq, a predicted model, not a curated record
AUGGAUACCAAAGGCUAUACAACAACUAUUUCUUCUUCAACACCAUGCCAAAGCUGCUCUAGGAUUACAAAUUUUAGGACCAUCUCUUCUAACACCAACUGCCAGCAUGGUGGUCUUAAAGCCAACAGCUGCCAACCAACAGGUCAUGUUCUGAAGACUCGCCAGACCCCAGGCCGCCAACACACUCCUUGCUUGUGUCUCACGCCCAUCUGCUUAAUAAGCAAUUUCAACGCCUGUCCCUCUCUGGAUGAUUGUGGCUGGGGUGGUGAAGGCAUCAACAGUAAUGAGAAAGAGACCAUGCAAGUCUUGAAUGACCGCCUUGCUAACUACCUGGAAAAGGUGCGAAUGCUGGAACAAGAGAACGCUGAACUGGAGUGUAAAAUCCAGGAAGAGAGUAACAAAGAGCUCCCUGUCAUCUCUCCUGACUACCUGUCCUACUAUGCUACCAUUGAGAAGCUCCAGCAGAAGAUCUUGUGCACCAAGGCUGAGAAUUCCAGACUGGUCUCACAAAUUGACAACACCAAACUGGCUGCUGAUGACUUGAGAGCCAAGUAUGAAGCUGAGGUGUCCCUACACAAGCAGGCGGAGGCAGAUGCCAAUGGUGUACAGCACAUCCUAAAUGCACUAACCCUGGGCAAAGCUGACCUGGAGGCACAAGUCCACUCUCUGAAGGAGGAGCUCAUUUGCCUCAAAAACAACCAUGAAGAGGAAAUCAAUUCCUUACAGAGCCAGCUUGGAGACAGACUCAACAUUGAAGUGACCACUGCCCCUUCUGUUGACCUAAACCGGGUUCUACAAGAAAUGAGAUGUCAGUAUGAGUCCAUCAUGGAGACAAACAGCAGAGAUGUGGAACAAUGGUUCAACACACAGACGGAGGAGUUGAACCAACAGGUGGUGACCAGCUCUCAGCAGCAGCAAUGCUGCCAGAAGGAGAUCAUUGAACUGAGACGUACCAUGAACAUUCUGGAGGUUGAACUUCAGGCCCAGCACCGAAUGAGAGAUUCCCAGGAAUGCAUCUUGGCAGAGACAGAGGCCCGCUAUGCGGCCUUGCUGGCCCAGAUCCAGCGUCUGAUCGAUAACCUGGAGGCUCAGCUAGCAGAGAUCCGAUGUGCCCUGGAAAGACAGAACCAAGAAUACGAGAUUCUGCUGGACGUCAAGUCCCGGCUGGAGUGUGAGAUUACCACAUACCGCAGCCUUCUGGAGAGCUUGGACGGCAAGUUUGCCUGUAACCCGUGUGCCAUCAAAUGUGAGCCUUCCACUUGCACAUUCAGUAAGGCCAGACCCAAAGAAUGCACAUCCCCUAUUUACAUGUCCUCAGCCCCCCGUGAGAUAUGCGAGCCCUGCAGUGCCUGUGGAGCCCUGUCCCAGAUACUGGUUAAAAUCUGCACCAUCACCAAGGAGAUUAAGGAUGGCAAAGUCAUUUCUUCUCACGAGCACGUGCAGCCUUGCUUCAUCACCAGACCUGCCGAAGUCUAA